CGCGUGUGUUGUUGUGUUGUUUGUGUUAAUGUACCAAACAUACCAAGUGCAUACCUGUCAACUGAAAUAGCUUCCGUUCCUUAAGCGAGAAGGCAUCUUUCUACAACACAAGGUGAGGAUGCAAACAGCCAAUGAUGAUGAUGGUCAAACAGAGUCAGAUUCAUCAUCGCCAUUAUUCACACCAGAAGGUUCUCCAUCGCCUUCUCCCGCAAAAGAACAUGUCAAGGUAGCCUUACAAGAAGCGCCUUUUGUUGAAGGUUUAUUUCAUUUUAAUCAAUUUUUAUCAUCUGAAGAAUGCCAAGAAAUUGUGGAAAAUGUGAUUGAUUGUCAUUAUUUCAACACUGAUCAAGGUCGUGAUCAAGCUGUUCUAUUUGGAAUGCGGAAUAACAGCAACAGCAAGGAACACGAUGAAAGUCAACCCAACGGAUUGCCACAUUGGGCACAAAUGCUAUUAAGAAUGAUUGAAGAACGCUUGAGGGUAACAUACAAGGAUACAAUAAACAAAGAUAUACUUGAUAUCUUAUACAACCCUUCUCCCGAAACAGAGUAUACAAGACAAAUGAUCUUAAACAUUUAUACUCCCGGUCAAGGAAUUGCAGAUCAUAUAGAUAUUCCACAUAGAUUCUUAGACGGGAUAAUGAUUUUAUCCUUUGGCAGUGGAAUAUCGAUGGAUUUUGCUCCAACAAAAAAUAAAGAUGGAGAACAAGCAUUUAGCCUUUAUUUACAGCCAGGUUCGAUUUGUAUAUUGACAGGCAAAAGUCGUUGGGAAUGGACACAUGGUAUUCCCGCACAAACGUACGAUCUCGUUCAUAAUAAGCAAACGGAUCAAGUACAUCGAAUCGAAAGAAGUGCUCGAUUCAGCAUUACCAUAAGAUGGCUCAAGAUUCAACCAGAAUCAAGCACUAACACUAAUGACGACAUAGCACAAUCAAACCUUCGAAGUCAUCAAACGUAAAUUGUAACACUACUCAAUCUGUACUAUAUAC
Messenger RNA from Meira miltonrushii, 986 nucleotides. RefSeq lists its product as uncharacterized. The transcript has a single exon. The record is from RefSeq and is a predicted model, not a curated record. Gene Ontology annotation, cellular component: mitochondrial matrix. Lineage: Eukaryota; Fungi; Basidiomycota; Exobasidiomycetes; Exobasidiales; Brachybasidiaceae. The coding region runs from base 119 to 955 and encodes 278 amino acids. Gene Ontology annotation, biological process: fatty acid metabolic process; DNA damage response.